GAGGGCGCGCUACGCGGAAGUGAUGGAAUCCACCACUGACUGACUCUAGACACAGCGCUGUAGGAACCGUCAGGACAGGCUGGUUUACAGAGCACUGUUACAUCGAAUUCAUGUAAAACAUAUACUUUGCUUUAACAUCAUACGGGUUAUAGAUUGGCUUCAUCAUGUCAAAGAAUACCGUGUCCGAUCGUUUCCGGAAAGUGGACGUGGAUGAGUACGACGAGAACAAGUUUGUGGACGAAGAAGAGGGAGGAGAAAAUCAACUGGGUCCAGAUGAGGCAGAGGUGGAUUCUCUCAUCAGACAAGGGAACUUUAUGGGCGCCCUGCAGGCAGUGUUAAAAAACCCACCAAUCAACACAAAGAAUCAGAACGUCAAGGAUCGUGCUGAAGGUUUGGUGCUGAAGGUGCUCAGUUCUUUCAAGAGCACUGAUAUAGAGAAAGGUGUUCAGUCUCUGGAUAAGAAUGGAGUGGACCUGCUCAUGAAAUACAUUUACAAGGGCUUCGAGAGACCAUCUGAAAACAGCAGUGCGGUCCUGCUGCAGUGGCAUGAAAAGGCUCUGUCUGCCGGUGGAGUGGGCUGUAUCGUGAGGGUCCUAACAGCCAGGAAAACUGUGUAAACGGCAAGCCAAUUGGGAAACACAAUAUCCUGCCGAGACCCUUAAUACAAGGGAUGACCUUCUACAGGGUGCUGAAGAGGACCUCUCAUGAUCUGAUCCUAUACUAAUCACCUGCUGCUUAUCUCCUCUUUCAUAUCACCCUUCAUUCACUCUCAUCAGUCAAAACCACAUUCCCUCAGAUCUAUGUUAGAUUAACCGUAGCUUCUCUCAGGAAUACUUUUCUAUACUCAUCUGUAUUAUGAUGAAUUUGAUCUAAAGUUGCUUAAUUGUAUUAAAUGUUUGUUUUAACCUUUUGGUAUUACAUUACUCUUCAUGCGUUUUAAUGGUCUAAAGUGAUGGCAGAUGGGAACAGACCAAUAGGUCAUUGUGUUUUUCUCACUAGUGUCUGUCCACAUUCUGGCGCAUUAAAGUGAUAGUUCACCCAAAAAUAAAAAAUCCUGUCAUCAUUUACUCACCGUCGUGUCAUUUCAAACCUGUAUGACUUUCUUCUGCAGAACACAAAGGAAGAUAUUUUGAAAAAUGUUAAUUGGCACCCAUUUACUAGCAUUGGUUUUGUGUCCAUUAAAUGGAAGUAAAUGGGUGCCAGCGCUGUUUGGUUACCAACUUUUUUAUCUUUUGUGUUUGGCAAGAAGAAAGUCAUAUAGGUUUGAAAUGACAAGAGGGCAAGUAAAUGAUGAAAGAUUUUUCAUUUUCAUCACUUUAAAACUUUGCAUCAUGAAACAGUUCUAAGUCAUUGGACAUUAUUUCAUAGUGUUUAUUUGUUUGUAACCAAAGGGCAUCAGCUGACCAUCAUACACAGGCACAGCUAUAACAGUCUGAUCAAAAGCUGUGCGCGUUCUGCGAGUCUCAUGUUCAGAUGACAUUUCUUUAAAUCUGACUUUUACUAACGCCAAGUCUAUUAAUGGUCUUAAUGUAACUUUGUGCAAAUGGCAAUAUUCCAAAGCACUUAUUAGCAAUGCUCCAUUGCUAUUAUAUUUUAGAGUACACAUCUGUAUCCAAUCGUGUGUCAGGAAACGUUUUUUAGCCAAUAAUGUUGAAUGGUGCAGCAAAGUCACAGGGAUCUAGGGCCCGAUGUAUUAAUGUUGCGUACACACAAAAUGGGCAUUGAAAUGUUAUGCGUAAUUCCAUGUCGGGAUUCAUAAAAAUAGAUUUCAUACUUAAAAUAUCUCAAGUGUCUGUUUGUUGUGCACACUAUGUUUUAUACAUGAGGCCCCGGUCUCUCCAAUGCAGUAAAACUGAAUUUACAGAAUAAUAAACCAAACCAGUGAAAUGACUGCCUUACAAAAUAUACUUUUUUUAUGUUUGUGCUUUUGUGACUGAAUAAUAAACUAUUAAAUAUA
This is a messenger RNA of Triplophysa rosa, 1957 nucleotides long. It is a transcript of the gene arpc5b, whose product is annotated as actin related protein 2/3 complex, subunit 5B. The record is from RefSeq and is a predicted model, not a curated record. Bases 165 to 617 code for a protein of 150 amino acids. NCBI's taxonomy places the organism in Eukaryota, Metazoa, Chordata, Actinopteri, Cypriniformes, Nemacheilidae. The transcript is spliced from 4 exons. Gene Ontology annotation, cellular component: Arp2/3 protein complex; cytoplasm; actin cytoskeleton. Gene Ontology annotation, biological process: regulation of actin filament polymerization; Arp2/3 complex-mediated actin nucleation; cell migration. Gene Ontology annotation, molecular function: actin filament binding.